Messenger RNA from Quercus lobata, 1762 nucleotides. Its product is annotated as protein NUCLEAR FUSION DEFECTIVE 4-like. The transcript has 2 exons. The record is from RefSeq and is a predicted model, not a curated record. Gene Ontology annotation, cellular component: membrane. NCBI's taxonomy places the organism in Eukaryota, Viridiplantae, Streptophyta, Magnoliopsida, Fagales, Fagaceae. Bases 2 to 1645 code for a protein of 547 amino acids.
AAUGGAGAGGCUGAGGCUGAGACUGAGCAACAAAUGGAUGGCGGCGGUGGCAAGUAUGUGGAUCCAGUGUAGCAGCGGCGCGUACACCUUUGGCAUCUACUCUUCAAUCUUGAAAUCUAGUCAAGGCUAUGACCAAUCAACGCUCGAAACUGUGGCUGUUUCCAGAGACAUAGGCUCAAGCGCUGGGAUCCUUGCUGGGGUUCUAUACACCGCCGUCACGCACAGUAAUAGUAACUCUGGUUUAUGUGGGCCAUGGUUGGUCCACCUGGUCGGAGCAAUACAGAGUUUCUUGGGGUAUUUUCUAACGUGGGCUUCUGUUGUUGGAUUGAUCCAACGGCCUCCGGUGCCUUUGAUGUGUUUCUACAUGAUAUUGGCAAGUCAUUCCACGCCGUUCUUUAACACAGCCAAUAUAGUUUCUGGUGUGCAAAACUUCCCUGAUUAUAGUGGGACCAUUGUGGGCAUCAUGAAGGGAUGUACUGCAAUUAGUGGAGCAAUAAUAAUUCAAGCAUAUGACACAUUCUACAAGGGCGAGCCAAGCAAAUUCCUUCUAAUGCUCGCUCUGUGGCCGACGUUUGUCUCUCUUGUGCUUAUGCUUUUGGUGAGAAUUUAUAAAGCCAACGCAAGUGAUGAUAAGAAGCACUUGAAUGGUUUCUCUGCACUGACUCUAAUCAUUGCCGGUUAUCUCAUGAUCAUGGUAAUUUUAGAGAAAAAUUUCAGUUUACCUUUGUGGGCACGCAUAUUCAGCUUUAUACUUCUUUUGCUUCUACUCGCAUCACCUCUUGGAGUUGCAAUCAAAGCCCAAAAGGAGGACUCCAAGAGAUUUCUAGAAACGCCUUCCUUUGAGAGUAAUAUUUCAAUGGAGAACCUCGAGUCAAGGUAUUCCUCGUCUAAAUCAUUUGUAGCAAAGGAUGUAGCAUAUCAUGAAGUACCUAGAGGUGAGGAUCAAGUUAAUGACAAAAUUAUGUUUGAUGAAGAGGGUAUGAAUCUUUUGCAAGCCAUGUGCACUGUAAACUUCUGGUUGUUGUUUAUUGCAAUGGUAUGUGGAAUGGGCUCUACGCAGGCUGUGCUUAACAACUUGAGCCAAAUAGGGCAGUCUCUCAAUUAUACAACUGUGGAGGUGAAUAAUUUCUUCUCUUUAUGGAGCAUAUGGAAUUGCCUUAGCCGUGUUGGAGUUGGGUAUUUAUCAGAUUAUUUACUACACACAAGAGGCUUGGCAAGACCAUUGUUGAUGACUGUUACUCUAGCAAUGAUAGUUGUUGGCCACAUUGUUAUUGCUUCUGGAUUUCCUGGAGCAUUAUAUGUGGGUUCGAUCAUAAUGGGCAUUUGUGAUGGUUCACAGUGGUCAUUAAUGCCCACAAUCACUUCAGAUUUAUUUGGUGUUAAGCAUUUGGGUACCAUUUUCAACACUAUAGGAAUAGCAAGUCCUAUAGGAUCAUAUAUUUUCUCUGUCAGAGUUAUUGGCUAUAUUUACGAUAAGGAAGCAAAUGGUGAAGAUCACUCCUGCGUUGGUGCUCGCUGCUUUCUGUUAUCUCUUUUUAUCAUGGCAUCCUUGGCUUUCUUGGGAUUUCUUUUUGUCAUUGCAUUGUUCCAACGUACUAAGAGGUUCUAUAUGCUCAGAAAAUCAAAGCAUUCUUUAAAACGAUGAGAUGUAUAUAUGCAAACUUUGUGUACAAGGUCAUGACCUCCCAAUUAAUUGAUGUAAAUUGAUAGCAUAAAGGUAAUGAGCUACUCUCCGACAUCACUAUAUUUUCUUUUCUAAUGA